AUUCACCAACUCAUCCACAGUGGAGUUAAACCUUACAGCUGUGACUUGUGUGGAAAGUCUUUUACCCAGUCUGGAAGCUUAAAAAGACACCAACUCAUCCACAGUGGAGUUAAAGCUUACAGCUGUGACUUGUGUGGGAAGGAUUUUGCCCGGGCUCAAGGCUUAAAAGUACACCAACUCAUCCACAGUGGAGUUAAAGCACACAGCUGUGACUUGUGUGGAAAGUCUUUUAUCCGGGCUGAAAGCUUAAAAUCACACCAACUCAUCCACAGUGGAGUUAAAGCACACAACUGUCACUUGUGUGGAAAGUCUUUUACCCACGCUCAAACCUUUAAAACACACCAACACGUCCACAGUGGAGUUACACCAUACAGCUGCAACUUGUGUGGAAAGUCUUUUACCCAUCGUCAAAGCUUAAAAUCACACCAUAUCAUGCACAGUGGAGUUAAAGCACACAACUGUGAGUUGUGUGGUAAAGCUUUUGCUCAAAGGCACGAAUUACACAGGCAUCUAGUUACCCACUCUGGAAUUAAGGCAUACAGCUGCGACUUUUGUGGAAAAACGUUCAGCGACAAACAGUACCGAAAUAGUCACCGUCGGAUUCACACUGGAAAUGAUGUUUACUUCUGUGAUCAGUGUGGGAAACCAUUUACAACAGAUGCAAAGUUACAACUACAUAUGUUUAGUCACACUGAGGAGAGACCUUAUAAAUGUAACCUGUGUGAGAAGACUUUUAAAUCUCCACAUCACGUGAGAAAACACCGACAGAUCCACACCAGAAAAUAACAACUGCAGUUACAGUGAGGAUGUAUUGAUUUUUUUUUCUUGUAAUUUUAACCUGAUUGUUUGGAACAAGUCUGAUCAGUAAACUUAUGGAGUUAUACUGAAUGAACUGUUUCGAAAAAUAAAGAGUCGUUUUCGCUCAGUAAGCUGAGUGUUAUAAUGUAAACAGUAAAAUGUAAUUGGACGUUGGCAGAGAUGCUCUUUAUUUCAGGCGACAUUCAGGAUAAAAAUAAAAAAGCGGAGCAACGCAUAUGGAUCCAGUUCUCAACCCUGUCGUCACUGUAGUGGUGGGAAAGAGUUUCUCUGUGACCUUUGUGAAAAAACUUCCAAUCAUCAACAGGACCACAUAAAACCACAUCAACGUAGACACACUGGAGACAAAACGAACUACUGCAAAGAAUGUGGGAGAGGCUUCCACACACCAAGUACAUUAAAAAUACCAAAACUCUUCAACAGUGGGGUCAAAAAGCACAUCUGUGACCAGUGUGGGUCAUGCUUCACCACCGGACAUGAGCUUAAAGAAAAAGCAUAAGUGAAUCCACACAGGAGAGACACCAUACAAGUGCAGACACUGUGACAAAAGCUUCUCACAAUCAGGUCAUCGUAAUAAACAUGAACGUACACACAUGGAAGUGAACUUCAGCUGUGACCAGUGUGACAAGAGCUUCAGGAAUGUCAGUUCAUACUCCGAACACAAACGAUUCCACGCUGUAAAUAAACUGUUUCACUGUUACCAAUGUGCAAAAACAUUCACUUCAUUAUCUGCUCUGUGCAAACAUCAGCCUGAUCAUGCAGGACUGAAAUCACUGGAUCACAAUGAAUCUGAAGAGAGAGAAAGAUCCUCUUCUGGUUUCAGGGUCAGACUUAAAAACCUUGAGAUCAGGCUCCACAGAGUUCAGAUGGAAUCUCCUGUAAAGAGUGUCAGCUGAUGUCACACUUGGAUCUGAUCAGGUAGCUCUGAUUUCUGGACCUGCA
Messenger RNA from Oreochromis niloticus (Nile tilapia), 1758 nucleotides. Its product is annotated as zinc finger protein 70-like. Gene Ontology annotation, molecular function: RNA polymerase II cis-regulatory region sequence-specific DNA binding; DNA-binding transcription factor activity. The annotation marks the transcript as partial. Lineage: Eukaryota; Metazoa; Chordata; Actinopteri; Cichliformes; Cichlidae. The transcript has a single exon. Gene Ontology annotation, biological process: regulation of transcription by RNA polymerase II. The record is from RefSeq and is a predicted model, not a curated record.